This is a messenger RNA of Molossus molossus (Pallas's mastiff bat), 825 nucleotides long. Its product is annotated as keratin-associated protein 12-2-like. Gene Ontology annotation, cellular component: keratin filament. NCBI's taxonomy places the organism in Eukaryota, Metazoa, Chordata, Mammalia, Chiroptera, Molossidae. The record is from RefSeq and is a predicted model, not a curated record.
AUGGCGGAACCAGCCACAGGGAAGUCAGCAGUCCUGCUUCUGUGCUGCGGGGACGCCCACAGCCUGGGUAUAAGGGCCGCCAGGGAAGGAGCCUACAGACAUCACCGCCUCCACUCCCACACCAGCCAGCCCCACGACGACAUGGGCCACACCAGCUGCUCCACAGCCUGCCAGGCUGGCUGCUGCUCGCCCAGCCCCUGCCAGUCCUCCGUGUGCCAGCCCGUGAGCUGCAAACCCACUGUGUGCGUGCCUGUGAGCUGCCAGACGUCCUGCACCCUGCCCGUGAGCUGCAAACCCACUGUGUGCACAGCCCCCACCUGCAAGUCCUCUGUGUGCCUGCCCACAAGCUGCAAACCCACUGUGUGCACAGCCCCCACCUGCCAGCCCUCCGUGUGCCUGCCCACGAGCUGCAAGCCCACUGUGUGCACAGCCCCCACCUGCCAGCCCUCUGUGUGCCUGCCCACGAGCUGCAAACCCACUGUGUGCACAGCCCCCACCUGCAAGUCCUCUGUGUGCCUGCCCACGAGCUGCAAACCCACUGUGUGCACAGCCCCCACCUGCCAGCCCUCCGUGUGCCUGCCCACGAGCUGCAAACCCACUGUGUGCACAGCCCCCACCUGCAAGUCCUCCGUGUCCCUGCCCCUGAGCUGCAAACCCAUGGUGUGCACAGCCCCCACCUGCCAGCCCUCUGUGUGCCUGCCCCUGAGCUGCAAACCCGCCCCGGUGGUGUAUGUGGCCUCCUCCUGCCCGUCCUCGGGGUUCCAGCCCUCCUGCCCCACCCCGGUCUGCAGACCCAUGUCCUGCGGCACCCCUUCCUGCUGCUGA